ACCCCUAACAGGAUGGUUUCCAUGGGGAAGUGAACCAGGACUUCCCCUGCAGGCCCCACCCCAAAGUCAGGCGCAGUGGAGUAGGGAGGAGGCCUCUCUGCCCCCCCAAAACACUCCCAGUGAUUUCCUCUGGGUGGGAGGGACCCAUGGUCAGUGGCUGAAAACACUGAGGGGAUCACAUUUCACAGAUCUUACUGCACCCCCUGUCCUCCUCAUCCAAGACCAUGACCUUGGACCCCCCCAGGAGAGGCCUUCUGAUGUUGCUGAUGGCUUUAAACCUGACCCAGGGCAACCCUGUGAAGCCCUCUCGGGGUCCGAAGGUGAACUGCACAUGUGAGAGCCCACAUUGCAAGGGGCCUACCUGCCUGGGGACCUGGUGUACUGUAGUGCUGGUGCAGGAAGAGGGCAGGCACCCCCAGGAACAUCGGGGCUGUGGGAACUUGCACCCAGAACUCUGCUGGUCACGCCCCACUGAUUUCGUCAAUCACUACUGCUGCUACAGUUCCCUCUGCAACCACAACGUGUCCCUGGUGCUAAAGGCCAACCCAACUCCGGAGCAGCCGCAAGUAGAUAGCCAGCUGCCUCUGAUCCUGGGCCCUGUGCUGGCCGUGCUGGCCCUGGUGGUCCUGGGUGCCCUGGGCCUGUGGCAUGUCCGGCGGAGGCAGGAGAAACAUCAGGGCCUGCACAGCGAGCUGGGCGAAUCCAGACUCAUCCUGAAGGCAUCCGAGCAGGGGGACAGCAUGUUGGGGGACCUCCUGGACAGUGACUGCACAACAGGCAGUGGCUCUGGGCUCCCCUUUCUGGUGCAGAGGACAGUGGCACGGCAGGUCGCCCUGGUGGAGUGUGUGGGAAAGGGCCGCUAUGGUGAGGUGUGGAGAGGCCUGUGGCAUGGUGAAAGUGUGGCGGUCAAGAUAUUCUCCUCGAGGGAUGAGCAGUCCUGGUUCCGGGAGACUGAGAUCUACAACACAGUGCUGCUCAGACAUGACAACAUCCUAGGCUUUAUUGCCUCGGACAUGACCUCCCGCAACUCGAGCACGCAGCUGUGGCUCAUCACGCACUACCACGAGCAUGGUUCGCUCUACGAUUUCCUGCAGAGGCAGACGCUGGAGCCCCAGCUGGCCCUGAGGCUGGCUGUGUCCGCCGCCUGCGGCCUGGCGCACCUGCACGUGGAGAUCUUCGGCACUCAGGGCAAACCCGCCAUCGCCCACCGCGACCUCAAGAGCCGCAACGUGCUGGUCAAGAGCAACCUGCAGUGUUGCAUCGCGGACCUGGGCCUGGCUGUGAUACACUCGCAGGGUAACGACUAUCUGGACAUCGGCAACAACCCUCGAGUGGGCACCAAGCGGUACAUGGCCCCCGAGGUGCUGGAUGAGCAGAUCCGCACUGAUUGCUUCGAGUCCUACAAGUGGACGGACAUCUGGGCCUUUGGCCUGGUGCUGUGGGAGAUCACCCGCCGGACCAUUGUCAAUGGCAUUGUGGAGGACUAUAAGCCACCCUUCUAUGAUGUGGUUCCCAAUGAUCCCAGCUUUGAGGACAUGAAGAAGGUGGUGUGUGUUGACCAGCAGACCCCCACCAUCCACAACAGGCUGGCUGCAGACCCGGUCCUCUCAGGCGUGGCUCAGGUGAUUCGAGAGUGCUGGUACCCCAACCCCUCUGCCCGCCUCACUGCCCUGCGGAUCAAGAAGACACUACAGAAACUCAGCCACAGUUUUGAGAAGCCCAAAGUGAUUGACUAGCCAUGGGCCUGACACCUCACUUCCCUCAGCCUGCAGUGUGCGGGGGAGUGGGGGUGGGUGGGCAGUGAAGGGUGGUCCAUCUGAGUGGAGAAAGUGUGUGUGCUGGAAGGGGUGUGCUCCUCUAGGGGCAGCUGUGCCUGCCUAGCUCUGCCCCCAGCCCAUCCAGCCAAAAAUACAGCUGGGCUGAAACC
Molecule: messenger RNA, 1927 nt
Organism: Miniopterus natalensis
Lineage: Eukaryota; Metazoa; Chordata; Mammalia; Chiroptera; Miniopteridae
Source: RefSeq, a predicted model, not a curated record